Messenger RNA from Poecile atricapillus (Black-capped chickadee), 764 nucleotides. RefSeq names its product SPC24 component of NDC80 kinetochore complex (gene SPC24). The transcript has 6 exons. Lineage: Eukaryota; Metazoa; Chordata; Aves; Passeriformes; Paridae. The record is from RefSeq and is a predicted model, not a curated record. The coding region runs from base 88 to 735 and encodes 215 amino acids.
GGCGCGGGGGGGGUUGCGCAUGCGCAGAGCGGCGCCGGGCGGUUCAAACGGAGCGCGCGUGAGGGAGCCCUCAGAGAAAAGGGAAAAAUGGAGAGCGCCGGUUUUCCCCCGGUGGAGGUGGUGGAGGGGCUGAGCCAGGAGCUGCUGCAGGAGCUGAGCUCGGGCUGCACCGAGGAGCUGCUGCAGCGCGGCCUGGAGUGCCGGGAGCGGCUGGACAGACGGCUGCUGGACACACAGACACGGGCCUGGGGCCUGGCACAGGCUCUGGCCGAGGCCGAGGCCGCGCUGCGGCGGCGCCUGCAGGAGGCUCAGGCCGACGUCCGGCGGCUCCGCGGCCGCAGGCAGCAGCUGGACACGGAGCUGCAGCGGGCACAGGGCGCCCUGAGCGGCGCCAGGGACGCCACCCGGGCGCUGCGCCGGGACAAGGAGGAGCUGCAGGAGAAGCUGAGGCAGCUGGAGAGGGAUAAGGAGGAGGAGGAGGAGGAGCACGGCCUUCCUCCUGAUGUGUACGUGGCUCAGCUCUACUACGAGAUCAGCAGGAUCGACUGGGACUACAGCGCCGAGCCGGGGCGGAUCCGAGGCAUUCAUUACGGCCCCGAGAUCGCCGUGCCCCUGGACAUGGACGAGGCGCAGCACUCGGGGACCUUCGUCAGCGAUUACCUGUGGGGUCUGGUGCCCACUGAGUGGAGACCCCGGAGACCCCCAGUGCUGCCCACCGAGCCUCUGGCACUGUGAAACCCCCCUCCCCAUUUCCAGCUCGUUGA